CAGGGCGGGGCAGCGCAGUAGAGCCGCUCCGGGGGCGAACGGUCCAGCAAACAGCAGUGCCGAGAGCUCAAGAUGCUGCUGCUGUCGCCGCCCGCGCUCCGCCGCGCCCUGCUGGCUCGCCCGUGGAGGGCUGCCGGGCUGUGUUGGAAGCACGUCUCCUCCCUGAAGGUGGCCAAUGAGCCCGUCUUGGCAUUCACGCAGGGCAGCCCUGAGCGAGAGGCACUGCAGAAGGCCUUGAAGGAGCUGAAGGGCCGGACGGAAGCCAUCCCGUGCGUGGUGGGGGACGAGGAGGUGUGGACUUCGGACGUGCGGUACCAGGUGUCUCCCUUUAACCAUGGACACAAGGUGGCCAAGUUCUGCUAUGCAGACAAGGCCCUGCUUCACAGAGCCAUCGAGGCCGCCUUGGCCGCCAGGAAAGAGUGGGACCUGAAGCCUGUUGCAGACCGGGCCCAGGUCUUCCUAAAGGCAGCAGAUAUGCUCAGCGGGCCGCGCAGGGCAGAGGUCCUGGCCAAGACCAUGGUGGGACAGGGGAAGACGGUGAUCCAAGCAGAGAUCGAUGCGGCGGCCGAACUCAUCGACUUCUUCCGAUUCAACGCCAAGUUUGCCGUGGAGCUGGAGGGGGAGCAGCCCAUCAGUGUGCCGCCCAGCACCAACAGCGUGGUGUACCGGGGGCUGGAGGGCUUCGUGGCAGCCAUCUCCCCCUUUAACUUCACUGCGAUCGGCGGCAACCUGGCGGGAGCGCCGGCCUUGAUGGGCAACGUGGUCCUGUGGAAGCCCAGUGACACUGCCAUGCUGGCCAGCUAUGCCGUCUACCGCAUCCUCCGGGAGGCCGGUCUGCCCCCCGACAUCAUCCAAUUUGUGCCAGCUGACGGGCCCACGUUUGGGGACACUGUCACCAGCUCGGAGCACCUGUGUGGCAUCAACUUCACAGGCAGCGUGCCCACCUUCAAACACCUGUGGAAGCAGGUGGCCCAGAACCUGGACCGGUUCCACACCUUCCCGCGCCUGGCCGGAGAGUGUGGCGGGAAGAACUUCCACUUUGUGCACCGCUCGGCCGACGUGGACAGCGUGGUGAGCGGGACCCUGCGCUCAGCCUUCGAGUACGGCGGCCAGAAGUGCUCGGCCUGCUCCCGCCUCUACGUGCCCCGCUCGCUGUGGUCGCAGAUCAAAGGGCGGCUGCUGGAGGAGCGCAGCAGGAUCAAAGUGGGCAACCCUGCAGAGGAUUUUGGGAGCUUCCUCUCCGCCGUGAUUGAUGCCAAGUCCUUCAGCCGCAUCAGGAAGUGGCUGGAGCACGCCCACUCCUCGCCCAGCCUCACCGUCCUGGCCGGGGGCCAGUGUGACGACUCCGUGGGCUACUUCGUGGAGCCCUGCAUCAUCGAGAGCAAGGACCCCCAGGAUCCCAUCAUGAAGGAGGAGAUCUUCGGGCCUGUGCUGACCGUGUACGUCUACCCGGAUGACGAGUACAAAGAGACGCUGAGGCUGGUCGACAGCACCACGAGCUAUGGCCUCACGGGGGCAGUAUUUGCCCAGGAUAAGGAUGUUGUCCGGGAGGCCACAGAGAUGCUGAGGAACGCUGCCGGCAACUUCUACAUCAAUGACAAGUCCACUGGCUCGGUGGUGGGCCAGCAGCCCUUCGGGGGGGCCCGAACCUCUGGGACUAAUGACAAGCCAGGAGGGCCCCACUACAUCCUGCGGUGGACGUCACCCCAGGUCAUCAAGGAGACCCACAAGCCUCUGGGGGAUUGGCGCUACCCAUACAUGCAGUGAGCCCCGCUCGGCGCCUCUGCCGUCCACCCGUCUGUCUCUCCAAACGACUGACCUCAGUGCACUGACCCCACCCCAGGCCCUCCACCCGCUCCCCACAGGACGACCCUCUUUCUAGGGUUGAGGCCUGCCCCCUGCCCCCCACUGGCCUGGCCUGGCCCACCCUUGGAGUCAGAUGCCGGGCUCUGGUUUGAGAUUACGCAGUGGGGAGAACAGGGCUGCCACCCUUGACCCCAUCGGCUGUCCUAGAAAUUCCAUCUGGUAGGUGUGACCUUGGUGCCCGGCUGGUUCUCCAUCCGUCCCCUUCCCUUUCCUCUACACUGUGGCCCAGUGGCUCAGGGACCUGAGGAAUGGUGGUAGAGUAGCUCACGGAUCCGUGGAGGAAAAGGAGGCAGCGGGGGCGCCUGGCAAACCUCACCACCCCCAGAGGCUCCUGGCCUGGCCCCGGCUUCUCCGGGUGUGCAGGGUCGCGUGUGGCCACAGUGGCCUACAGGGCUGGCAAGUCGUGGCUGCAGGGCAUGGGAGCACCAGCUGGCCUUGCCCUCUGUAGUCCGGGCGGCUCACUAGCUCUUUGCCCAGGUGCGCCUGUACCAGCAGGUACCUGUGCCCAACCAAAUGCCUUAGACCCCGUGUGCCUUGCUCCAGAGUGCCUGAGCUCACCUGAGACCCACGGAUUCCUGGCUAUCUCCGUUUGGGGGUCUGGGGGGACUGCUGCAGACCACCUGCCAAGAUGUGGGAUGUGCUGGUCCUUCCUGUUUGGGCUGUGAGAUUGGCAGACUUUGGGGGGCCCUUCCUGCUGCUUCCCUUAGCUCUCGGGUCCUGCCUCUAGAGCCUGGGGUUUCCUGCAGGAGCUCAGCACCCGCUGGCUGUGGUUGAACAGGCCCGGGUACAUGUUGCUCCCACCUUCCCCAGCACCCUGAGACCUCUCCUUGGGUCCCCGUCCAGCCCGGGCUGAGGCUUGCCUCUAGAAUUAUCCCUCCUUUGCACGUUAGUGGCUCUGUGUGGACUGGCCCCUAAGAGGCUUGUUCCUUGACGCAGCCAAUCGGUGGACACUUGCAAAUGCAUCCUGAGUAGAUUCUGGGUGGCCAGGGAAUGAGAAGUGGUGACUUUGGAGGACAGCUUUUAGGGGGCCCCGAAAGGGCUGGACCCUCCUCAAGCACAGCUGGCAGGGGGCCCCCGCGGGGCUGGGGUGGCCGUUCCCCAAGUGCGCGGUCACACGCCUUGGCCCCCGGUCAGGGGUGGGUCCUGAUGCUGCCCGGGUUGUUUCCCACAAGGGGCCAGGUCAGGCGCCGGGGGCUGGAGGUGUUCUGAUUCUACUGGUUCUACACUGUGAGGUGGCAAUAGGAGCUGCCUGAUGCCACCUAAUAAAAUGCCUCUUACUUAACCAAGUCGGUGGUCUUUCUGGUGGGGUUGGUGGGGACUGGUCACCUUCUACAUCCAACGGAGUUGCCAGUGUGUCAUUAGGUGUCAGGAGGGCAGUGCCCUUGGUGUGAUGGAAGGAAGGGUGAGCACUGAUGCCGGGAAUCCCUGCUGUGGGUGGCAGGAACUCUGGCGCCGGAGGGCCUGGGUUCAAAUCCCGGCUCCAAAAAGUUGUGCAAGCUCUCUGACCCUCUGCCUCUUCAUGUCUUAGAUGGAAAUAACCACACACACACACACACACA
Messenger RNA from Globicephala melas (long-finned pilot whale), 3425 nucleotides. It is a transcript of the gene ALDH4A1, whose product is annotated as aldehyde dehydrogenase 4 family member A1. The record is from RefSeq and is a predicted model, not a curated record. Gene Ontology annotation, molecular function: L-glutamate gamma-semialdehyde dehydrogenase (NAD+) activity. Lineage: Eukaryota; Metazoa; Chordata; Mammalia; Artiodactyla; Delphinidae.